Molecule: messenger RNA, 2445 nt
Organism: Fomitiporia mediterranea MF3/22
Lineage: Eukaryota; Fungi; Basidiomycota; Agaricomycetes; Hymenochaetales; Hymenochaetaceae
Exons: 14
Coding region: 1-2445 (814 amino acids)
Source: RefSeq, a predicted model, not a curated record
AUGAGGUGGACAGGAGAUCGGGAUUCCAUCCCCCCCCCCCCGCUUAAAUGCGAUACCAUCGACGCACUCCCUCGGUUUGGUGGGCCAGAGUAUGGGUUUGAGGAUGAGGGUGAACUAGCCACUCCCUUCGUCGGAGAAUUUCGAGUUGCUUUCCCACUUAUACGCGAUGCCACCGAUGUCCUUCCUCGGAAUGGGAAGCCAGAGCACGGGUUUGAGAGCGAGGGCGAACUAGCCACUCCCCUCGUAAGCAAGUCUGUGCCGAGGCUUUCCGACCGCCUCAGUGGAGUCUUUCGUCGUCGAGGUCACCAAUUUCCAGUUGCUUAUGCGCGAUGCCAUCGAUGUCUUCCCCGGAAUGAGAAGCCAGAGCACGGGUUUGAGAGCGAGGGCGAACUAGCCACUCCCCUCGUAAACAAGUCUGUGCCCAGGCUUCCGACCGCCUCAGUGGAGUCUCUCGUCGUCGCGAUUCCCAGCGCCGGGUCAAGAUCGUCACUCUACCAAGGACCAGACGAUUCGGAUUCAGCGUCACAUGAGGUCGGCACGGAUAACAUGAGACGAGUGCCCGUGCCCCUACUUGUUACAAAUUCCGUCUUUCCCCCGAAGCACGAUACCAUCAACGUGCUCCUGCGGUUCGGAAAGCUAGAGCAUGGGUUUGAGGAUGAGGGUGAAUUAGCCACUCCCUUCGUCAUUAAGUCCGUGUCGAGGUUUUCCAUCCGCCUCAGUGGAGUCUUUCGUCGUCGCGAUCACCAGUGCGGGGUCAAGAUUUCGAGUUGCUUUCCAGCUUAUGGGCGAUACCAUCGACGCAUUCCCUGGGUUAGUAAGCCAGAGUACGGGUUUGAGGAUGAGGGCGACCUAGCCAUUCCCUUCGUCAACGAGUCUGUACCGAGGCUUUCUGACCGCCUCAUUGGAGCCUUUCGUCGCGCAGCGCGGAGUCAAUGUCAUCCUCAGAGUUCCUGCUUCUCUAUCUGUCGCGUCUCACUAAAUGUUCCCUGCAGAUUUCGGGUCGCUUUCCCGCUUAUACGCGAUGCCAUCGGUGUCCUUCCUCGGAAUGGGAAGCCAGAGCACGGGUUUGAGAGCGAGGGCGAACUAGCCACUCCCCUCGUAAGCAAGUCUGUGCCGAGGCUUUCCGACCGCCUCAGUGGAGUCUCUCGUCGUCGCAACCACCAGCGUGGAGUCAAAAGUUCGAGUUACUUCCCCGCUUGUACGCGAUACCAUCGAAGCAUUCCCUCGCAAGCCCGUGCAGAGGUCUUCCGACCGCGUCGCCGGAGCAUUUCAACGUCGCGAUUACCGGCAUCGAGUCAAGGCCGUAUUUCAAUCAAGGUCAACGACGCGGACGAUGUCAACGGCGAUGAUAGGCCAAUGUGGUUCACCGAUCGAGGCUUUCGAGCGCAUCUGGCGUCGAGGAACAUCGGCUAUCGCGUAUUCACCAUAGACAGAUUGAGUCGAAUGCGAGCACCUGAGUACAAGAUGAACAGUAAACCGGAAUUCUGCCUUUCCCGCUUGAACACGACACCAUCGAUGUCCUCCCUCCGGUUUAGAAAGCCAGAGCACGGGUUUGAGGAUGAGGGUGAACUAGCCACUCCAUUCGUCAGCAGGUCCGUAUCGAGGUUUUCCGACCGCAUCGCCAAGGACUUUCGUUGUCGCAGCCAUCAGCACCAAGUCAAGGUCGUCCUCUCUGCCAGGCAACGUUUCGGACUAGAUGACCCGGAUUCAGCGUCGCUUGUGGUUGGCACGGACAUUGAGCCGAGUACCCGCAUUUCUACUUAUUCCAAUCCACUGAUUUUCCUCUACAGGUUUUCACCUUUCCCGCUUAUACGCGACAUCUUCAACGCGCUCCCGCGGUCCGGGAGAUCAGAGUACGGGUUUGAGGAUGAGGGCGAACUGGCCACUCCUCUCAUCAGCAAGCUUGUGCCGAGGUUUUCCGACCGCAUCGCCGGAGCCUUUUGUCGUCCCGAUCACCAGCGCCUGGUCAAAGUCAUUGUCUCUACCAAGGUCAGUGACGCGGACGAUGUCAGCAACGACGAUAAGCUAACUUGGCUCACUAGCCCCAACAACUGGUGCCCUGGUCUGUUGCCUUUCGAAGAUGCCUAUCCCGGAGACGUGAACACAGCUAAGCUAUCCAGCGUUUCAGUUUCUAAGUCUGAGAGACUAGAAGACCCGGAUCCAGCGUCGGCUCUGGUUGAGUCGGAUGCGGGCUUCCGGGUACAAAGUAGGCAGAAACCCGGGAAUCCACCUGUACUGCCUAUAUGCGACACCUUCGACACGCUCCUGCGGUUCGCACAGCUAGAGUAUGGGUUUGAGUAUGAGGGUGAACUGGCCACUCUCCUCGUCAAUUUUGGACCGCAUCGCCGGAGCCUUUCGUUGGUUAUCCUCCCUACCAAGGUCAACGAUGCGACUGAUGUCAACUGCGACGAUAGGUUAAUGUGGUUCACUAGCUCUGACAACUGA